GACGUCAGCAAGGUGACACCCACCUCUCCUCCUCCUCUGUCUGCUCCGGUGUGUUGCAACGCGACUCCAGCACGGUUCCCGGUGGAGAUUUUGUCAGAAAGAGACCUGCCACCUUACUCUUACAUUUUUGUUCGAGUUCACCUGAUGAACAAGAGACAACAAUGAAGAUUUAUUCAUCGCGCGACGGACCUUAAACAUGUUCAGCGCGUGAAGCCAAAAGGACUCACACAAUAUCUGUAACAUCUGUUGGCCAACAAAGUGGGAUAGAACAGACCCUCUGUCCACAAUGUCCUCCAGAGGUAAAAAUGACUUGUGUCGAAUAUGCGGGGGAGACCUGCAGGGAAACCAAAGGCGGUGGCUGUUUGGAGGCCACAACAAGAAGAACGGUCAGCCCCAGACCCCAACAGGGUCCCUGCGAGGAGGGAGCCUGUCUCGGUCUUCACAGAGCAGCCCCUGGGGCAGCACUUUAUCACUGGGUUCCUCUGGCUCCCUGUCCAAGUCCCAGUUAUCCCUGAGCUCCCAGUCCAAAGGAAUGGAUCUACUCUCAGUGUUGACUCAUAUACUGGGGCAGUCUGUACCAAGAGGCAGUGGGCAGGGGGAGUUUGUAUGUGGAAAAUGUGUAAGUGUCCUUGAGCGAGUAUUCAAGUUUGACACAGUCAUAGCCAGGGUGAGAGUGCUGUCAUCUGAGAGGCUUCAGAAGCUGACACAAGAGAGGGACAAGGUCAGACAGUGGGUGCGCCAUAAUUAUCGGCAUAGACAUCCACAGGACUUCAGCAGCAGGGGCAGCACCAGUGAAGAGGAUGGAGAGUCAGAGAAGGAAGGCUACAGGGAGAUGCUCCGAGAGAACAUGGCACUCUCUGAGUACGAGUGCUGGUCUGAAAAGUGGGACGCAUGUCCUCAUUUUAUAAGGACAGGUAAAAGAUGCAGAAAGGGCAAAGGCUGUGAGGGCUGUGAUUCUUUACGGGUACCUGACUCAGAUUAUGAGUCUGUUUGUGGAGUCCCUCGCCACUUGCCGUAUGAGCCCUUCUCCCCAUUGCCGCUGUCACGGGACAAAUCCCAAAGUAUGCCCCUUCACUGGCAGCGUGUGCCAUCCAUUCGCUCAAGUCCAUCUUCACUGGCAGGUUCAACGCUAUCUUUACGAUCUUCUUCCCGAACUGAGUCCAUCCAGUCUUUGGACUCUCUUGAUGGGAACGACCCGUUUGACUCUCCAGGCUUUCACUUUGUGCUAAAUGAGCUCAAAAGCAUCGAAGGGAAGCCAAUCAGUUCGCCUUCAGGGAGUAGGAUCCCAAUUCUGGGGAGGAAGGACGGGAGGAGUUCUGGAAAAGUUGGAGAGGUGGUGUCACCCAGAGUGAACAGGGUGCUGAGCUUUGGGGAUGUGGAGAACGGAGGGGAGGAAAUGGGCGAUGAAGAUGGUGAUGUCCUAACAGAGCUGAGGGACGAGUUCAUGCCUCUUCAUCGAGAGAACACUUCUGGAAGGGUUCAGCAUGCUGUCAAGCACCUGCGUGGCCAGCUGGACCAAGCUUUGUCACGCAUCAGGACCCUGGAGGCUGAACUGAAACAUGGGAGAAGCAAACCAGUUGAAGCCAAUGGAUCAGAAGAAUGGACACCUUUGGUCCAAGGGGAAGGUGGCAGCUCCCUGCUGCAGAGCCUCGGUCACUCCCUGCGUAGCCGAGAGCGUGUGAUCCAGGAGUGCUUUGGUCUAAUCAGAAGACUGUGUGUGGAGGAGGGAGCAGGCACAGAGCUGGCCAAUAAGCUGACUGAGAAACUGACUGAGAAUCUGAAGGAAGCUCUGUCCGACAACAAGGCUGCCUUGGAGUCUCUGAGGUCAGCAAUGAAAGAACAGGAGAAGAGUAUGGAGAAAGAGAUCGAAGCUCUAAGGAAGGCUGGAAGAGAUCGAGAGAAAGACCUGGACACACUGAACACUGUCCUGCAGUGCAACCAGGAUAUUAUUAAUGAGCUUCGAGUGGCUCUGGGGGAGAAGGAGCACCUGCUGAAGGAGGUGGAGAAGGAGAGGGAGGUGUGGAAACAGAAAGACCGGGCCCUCUCGACUGUCCUACAGGAGAAAGAGGCUCUGAUCCAAUACCUAAAAGAGGAGCUGGAGAAGAGUCAGAAAGAUGCAAAGGCCCUAUCUGGCUCUGUGAUUGGUCAGGACUCAGCAGGGGGCGGGACUCACAUAGCAGCCUGGUUGGAGGAGAGAGAGGGAAACAGUGCCACCCUGUGCAACGAGGUCACCAAACUCACCACAGCCCUGCAGGAGUAUCAGGACAUGGUGCAGACUCAACAGGAGAGUCACAGUCAGACGGUUUCCUCUCUGACAGCUAAACUCCGAGACACUCAGCAGGAGCUGAGGGAGAAAGAAAAGGAGAAGAAGGAGGCUGAUCGGGCUGUGCAGAACAUCGGAGAAGACAGAGAGCGAGCCGAGAGGAAACUGAGGGAAAGUCUAGAGAAGCGAGACAAGCUCAUUGAGCAAAUCCUGUUGGAUUCUGAGGAGCGGGACCACCUGUUCAGAGAGCUGCAGCAGAACCUGCAGAACAAGCAUGAACCUCUGACUGCCGUCAAACACACACUGUAAUGGAGGACUGCUGGCCUGACAAGAUGCAAACUAACUACACAGAAAUGGAGGAUUUCUUUUGCACUUUCUGCACUACCUUUGGGCUCUUCAGAAUAUUUAUCAUAGUGUACAUAAAGACUAUUUAUAUUUGCCUUUUUCGAGGUUUGAUUUUCAGACCUGCUUUGUUCUUUCUGCUGUGGGCCAAAGAUAAGUUUAGUUUUCUUCUGUUGUUACUAAACUCAGUGAAGAGUCUCAUUUAUUUCAGGUUUAAAGACUCAGACAUGACCUGGUUGUUUCAUUUUGUAGCUGUUGAUCAAUACUUGAUUUAGAAAUCACCACAUUACUGUAUGUACUUAAUUUUGAAUGUAAGGGUUCGAAUGGUUAGGCAUUGAUUAGAUUUCAUUUCAUACAGUGGGUGUUGACAUUUCUGAAUGUGGAUCGUUAGUCAAACUAAGAAACAUUCAUUUAGUCCUAUAGGACAAGAGUGGGUAUGAGCUUGUGUCCCAUCAGAACAUGCUGUUUUCAGUUCGGUGACGCUUCUUGCAGUGGUGUUUGUCUUCACAUUUUUACUUCAAACUUAAGUCUGAAGGGAUCUGCCAUUUCUUGUUUACUUUGCUAGUUUAGCACUCAAAAAGUGGAAUUCCAUGGACCAAAUUAAUGUUUUAACUACUUUUCUUUUAUAAAAGUCGAAUUUUUCAUUUUAUUUUGGAGCUAUUCUCACUGGUCUUCAGUGUUGACAUGCCUCAUUUUGUUAGCAGGGAGUUAAUCCCAGAGUUAUUGUCUUUCU
Molecule: messenger RNA, 3338 nt
Organism: Cheilinus undulatus (humphead wrasse)
Lineage: Eukaryota; Metazoa; Chordata; Actinopteri; Labriformes; Labridae
Exons: 11
Coding region: 287-2572 (761 amino acids)
Source: RefSeq, a predicted model, not a curated record